Messenger RNA from Suillus subaureus, 426 nucleotides. RefSeq lists its product as uncharacterized. The annotation marks the transcript as partial. The record is from RefSeq and is a predicted model, not a curated record. The transcript has a single exon. Lineage: Eukaryota; Fungi; Basidiomycota; Agaricomycetes; Boletales; Suillaceae.
AAGCUUGAACAAAUUGUGAAGGAAAGGAAUGAACAGUGGAGGAUGGCAUUUAUGGUUCGCAUGAGCCAGUAUUCACCCAAGGAGAUUGGUUUCCUUGACAAGACAUCAAAGGAUAAAUGUACCCCAGGGUGUUUGCAUGGUCAUGCACCCAAAGGACAAUGUGCCACUAGCUGUCAGGUUGUUGUCCAUGGACAACAUGUCUCCACAUUGGGGCUCAUGACUAUUGAUGGCAUGGUUACAUCGAGUUUCUUCAGUCUACAGUGGUGCAUAAUUGAUUCAAACUGUUGUGAAUGUCCUAACAUGCCUCAGCUUCCUAUGUGCUCACCCUAUCCUGGUCCUCUGUCUGUCCUUGUGAUGGACAAUGCAACAAUUCAUCAUGGAGAGGGUGUUGCUGAACUAAUAGAAGCAUAUGGUAAGCUCCUUUGA